GGCGGCUUCUCGGAAGAUAUACACCCACAGUGGCCUCGCACAGAGUCCCUGUCCUCUGCACGCACUUCGCCGUCUGGAAGCGAAGACAUCGAAUGAUAUGCUAUGAGGAGCUCGUUCAGAACGACGGCAGGCCCGCGGUGCCAAUCGAGGUUCUUUCGCAAGAUUCGAGGGAGCCCAAGCGCAGCUGCGAAAAGGCUCUCCCUUGGUUGGAUGACCCAAGGUCCAGGGACCGAGAUAAGUUCCCGAGACAAGUAGAUCGCUGGUGGGAGUUUCGCAAAUGGCAACUCGACAACCGGGACCCUGUUUUUAGAGAUGAUGGGUUUUCUGCUUACUUGGCGGCACGGAAACGCAGACAUUCGCUUUUGGGUUCACACAAUAUGGUCUCUAGUUCCACAUUUAAAGAGACGGUCAGACGGGAGUGGGAGAUGAGACCAAAGCGCCUUGAGGUCCCCAGCAAUGCAAGAUUUCCAGCGUACGAAGCGACAGUCAAGAAACGUCUAGUAUCUCAUAAAUUCGCUUGGGAGUUUCAGUUAGAAGGAGACCCGCGCCAACAAGGAGUCUGGGCGACAUGGGUUGAGUAUCUGCUCCGUCCCCUCGGUAAGACCUGUCCUUGUUAGCACUUAUCGUAAAGCAAAUACGAAUGUACACG
Mytilinidion resinicola is the source of this 649-nucleotide messenger RNA. RefSeq lists its product as uncharacterized. Lineage: Eukaryota; Fungi; Ascomycota; Dothideomycetes; Mytilinidiales; Mytilinidiaceae. The record is from RefSeq and is a predicted model, not a curated record. The transcript has a single exon. Bases 93 to 617 code for a protein of 174 amino acids.